UUUUUGUCAGAAGAAGAAACAGAAACAGAAGCAGAGAAUAAAAACAGAGCCAAAUGUGUGGGUUUCAGCCUUUCAGUCCACAGCAAAAGCUCCUCCAUUUUCACCUGCUCUCUUCACUCUGAUAAUGUCUUCUCCAUGCAUUUUGGUCCCUGACCUAAAAACAUUUCCUUGUGUUCUCCCAAUCAUGGAUCUCAUCUCAUGAGUGACACUUCUCCUCCUCAGGUUGGAGCUGAGUAUUGAUUUAUUUUCCUAUAUCACUGAAAAUGCAACCAAAACAUGGCUGGCACUCUAUUAUGCCUCUUCGUUUCCGAGGAAGUUCCUCUGCUUGGUUUUGCAUGUUUCCGAAUGUAAAGUCGGCUGACUGCAGCCCUGGCGAUGCUCCGGUGUACCUAAAUGUGUAUGACUUGACAAAUGCUAAUGGCUAUGUUUAUUGGGCAGGUCUUGGUAUCUUUCACACUGGGGUUGAAGUCCAAGGUGUGGAGUAUGCUUUUGGAGCUCAUGACUACCCAACGAGUGGUGUGUUCGAGGUUGAACCUCGACAGUGCCCCAGCUUCAAGUUCAGGAAAUCGAUUUUCAUGGGAACAACAUGCUUGGAUCCUGUCCAGCUGAGAGAGUUCAUGGAGCACCAAUCUGCUAGCUACAACGGUGACACCUAUCACUUGAUAUUGAAGAACUGCAACCAUUUCUGUGAGGAUAUAUGUUACAAGCUGACAGGCAACCAUAUACCAAAAUGGGUGAAUCGACUUGCAAGAAUCGGUUCAUUGUGCAACUGCAUACUCCCUGAGGCUCUUAAAGCAUCUGCAAUGCUCCACGACCCCGACAGCGAAAAGAAGAGACUGAGAAGUGCUUUGAGUUGCUUAACAUCAAUCUCAAUGCCUCACAAGGAAGUAUCAAUGUCUUCGCUCUUUUUGCACUCUCAUUAUAAAGGCUGUCUACCGCCAUGGGAGUUGAAGAGAUCUAAAAGCAGCUCAUAGAAACAACAGUGAGAAACGGAAGCUUUGAAGCACUGGCGUAACUAGAAUGGCCAAAAUCUGUAAUAGUUUCUUCUUUUUCAAUGUCAAUGAUGGAGGUUUUAUUUGAUAUGCAAACUUUGU
Molecule: messenger RNA, 1094 nt
Organism: Hibiscus syriacus
Lineage: Eukaryota; Viridiplantae; Streptophyta; Magnoliopsida; Malvales; Malvaceae
Product: deSI-like protein At4g17486
Exons: 4
Coding region: 264-974 (236 amino acids)
Biological process (GO): protein deubiquitination
Molecular function (GO): deubiquitinase activity
Source: RefSeq, a predicted model, not a curated record